AUGUCCAACCCCUUCUCAAUAAACGGUGGUGCCUGUGUUGCCAUGGUCGGCAAGGACUGUGUCGCCAUCGCCUGCGAUCUCCGCCUCGGUCUCCAAGCUCUGACUGUCUCCAACAACUUCCCCAAGAUCUUCAACUACGGCGAUGUAUACCUCGGCCUGACUGGUCUCGCCACCGACGUCCAGACUGUCAGCGAACUGUUCCGCUACAAGGUCAACAUGUACCGCCUGCGCGAGGAGCGCCAGAUCUCACCUCAGACCAUGGCCAACUUGGUUUCAUCUUCCCUAUACGAGAAGCGCUUCGGCCCAUACUUUAUCAGUCCCGUCAUUGCCGGCAUCAACCACACUACCGGAAAGCCCUUCAUCUGCGGCUUCGACAGCAUCGGCUGUAUCGACUUUGCGAAGGAUUUCAUCGGCCCUGAGGAUCUCUUCGAAACCAUCUCACAAGCUCUGCUCAACGCCGUCGACCGCGACGCUCUUUCGGGUUGGGGAGCACACGUCUACAUCAUCGAGAAGGACAAGGUCACCAAGAGACUGCUCAAGGGCAGACAGGAUUAG
This is a messenger RNA of Aureobasidium uvarum, 555 nucleotides long. Lineage: Eukaryota; Fungi; Ascomycota; Dothideomycetes; Dothideales; Saccotheciaceae. The record is from the annotation of a GenBank genome assembly.